Messenger RNA from Manis pentadactyla (Chinese pangolin), 6282 nucleotides. It is a transcript of the gene KCNQ5, whose product is annotated as potassium voltage-gated channel subfamily Q member 5. NCBI's taxonomy places the organism in Eukaryota, Metazoa, Chordata, Mammalia, Pholidota, Manidae. The record is from RefSeq and is a predicted model, not a curated record. Gene Ontology annotation, biological process: transmembrane transport; potassium ion transport. Bases 134 to 2944 code for a protein of 936 amino acids. Gene Ontology annotation, molecular function: voltage-gated potassium channel activity. The transcript is spliced from 14 exons. Gene Ontology annotation, cellular component: membrane.
CUCGGCUCGGAGGUCGCGGGCCGGCGGGCGCCCCGUCGGCCGCUGCCGCCUCCCCGAAGCCCGCCCGCGCGCAUGAGGCCGCUGCCCCCGCCGCAGGCGCUGGCGCCCCCCUCGCGGUGCCCGUGGUGAUGCCAUGCCCCGCCGCCACGCGGGAGGAGAGGAGGGCGGCGCCGCCGGGCUCUGGGUGAAGAGCGGCGCGGCGGCCGGGGGGCGCCCGGGCAGCGGCAUGAAGGAUGUGGAGUCGGGCCGGGGCAGGGUGCUGCUGAACUCGGCGGCCGCCAGGGGCGACGGCCUGCUGCUGCUGGGCACCCGCGCGGCCGCGCUCGGCGGCGGCGGCCUGCGGGAGAGCCGCCGGGGCAAGCAGGGGGCCCGGAUGAGCCUGCUGGGGAAGCCGCUCUCGUACUCCAGCGGCCAGAGCUGCCGGCGCAACGUCAAGUACCGGCGGCUGCAGAACUACCUGUACAACGUGCUGGAGAGACCCCGCGGCUGGGCGUUCGUCUACCACGCGUUCGUUUUUCUCCUUGUCUUUGGUUGCUUGAUUUUGUCAGUGUUUUCCACCAUCCCUGAACAUACAAAAUUGGCCUCAAGUUGCCUCUUGAUUCUGGAGUUCGUGAUGAUCGUCGUCUUCGGUUUGGAGUUCAUCGUUCGCAUCUGGUCUGCGGGUUGCUGCUGUCGGUACAGAGGAUGGCAGGGAAGGCUGAGGUUCGCCCGGAAGCCCUUCUGUGUCAUAGAUACCAUUGUUCUUAUCGCUUCAAUAGCAGUUGUUUCUGCAAAAACUCAGGGUAACAUUUUUGCCACAUCGGCACUCAGAAGUCUCCGUUUCCUACAGAUCCUCCGUAUGGUGCGCAUGGACCGCAGGGGAGGCACCUGGAAAUUACUAGGUUCCGUAGUUUAUGCUCACAGCAAGGAAUUAAUCACAGCUUGGUACAUAGGAUUUUUGGUUCUUAUUUUUUCAUCUUUCCUUGUCUAUCUGGUGGAAAAGGAUGCCAAUAAAGAGUUUUCUACAUACGCAGAUGCUCUCUGGUGGGGCACGAUUACAUUGACCACGAUUGGCUAUGGAGACAAAACGCCCCUGACCUGGCUGGGAAGGCUGCUUUCUGCAGGCUUCGCGCUGCUGGGCAUUUCUUUCUUUGCACUUCCUGCCGGCAUUCUUGGCUCAGGCUUUGCAUUAAAAGUACAAGAACAGCACCGCCAAAAACACUUUGAGAAAAGAAGAAAUCCCGCCGCCAACCUCAUUCAGUGUGUUUGGCGCAGUUACGCAGCCGAUGAGAAAUCUGUGUCCAUCGCCACCUGGAAGCCACAUCUGAAGGCCUUGCACACCUGCAGCCCGACCAAUAAGCUCUCUAGUCAUAAGCAGAAGCUCUUCCGAAUGCACACCCCGCGGAAGCAGAGUCAGAAGCUCAGUUUUAAGGAGCGAGUACGCAUGGCUAGCCCAAGGGGCCAGAGUAUCAAGAGCAGACAAGCCUCAGUCGGGGACAGAAGGUCCCCGAGCGCCGACGUCACCGCCGAGGGCAGCCCCACCAAAGUGCAGAAGAGCUGGAGCUUCAACGACCGGACUCGCUUCCGGCCCUCGCUGCGCCUCAAAAGCUCGCAGCCCAAGCCGGCCGUUGACGUGGACACAGCGCUUGGCACUGAUGACGUGUAUGAUGAGAAAGGAUGCCAGUGCGACGUAUCAGUGGAAGACCUCACCCCACCCCUGAAAACUGUCAUUCGAGCUAUCAGAAUUAUGAAAUUUCAUGUUGCGAAACGGAAGUUUAAGGAAACAUUACGCCCAUAUGAUGUAAAGGAUGUCAUUGAACAGUAUUCUGCUGGUCAUCUGGACAUGUUGUGUAGAAUUAAAAGCCUCCAAACACGUGUUGAUCAAAUUCUUGGAAAAGGGCAAAUCACAUCUGAUAAGAAGAGUCGAGAGAAAAUGCCAGCAGAACACGAGACCACAGAUGAUCUCAGCAUGCUGGGCCGCGUGGUCAAGGUCGAAAAACAGGUUCAGUCCAUCGAGGCCAAGCUGGAUUGCCUGCUCGACAUGUACCAGCAGGUCCUCCGGAAGGGCUCCGCCUCCGCCCUCACUCUGGCCUCCUUCCAGGUCCCACCCUUUGAAUGUGAACAGACAUCCGACUAUCACAGCCCCGUGGACAGCAAAGACCUGUCCAGUUCCGCACAGAACAGCGGCUGCUCGUCCAGGUCGGCCAGUGCCAACAUCUCUGGGGGCCUGCAGCUCAUUCUGACGCCAAACGAGUUCAGCGCUCAGACUUUCUAUGCGCUCAGCCCUACUAUGCACAGUCAAGCUACGCAGGUGCCGGUGAGUCAAAGUGACGGCUCAGCAGCGGGAGCCACCAACAGCAUCGCAAACCAAAUACUCGCCGCCCCCAAGCCAGCAGCGCCAGUGACCUUACAGAUCCCGCCCCCUCUCCCAGCCAGCAAGCAGCUGCCGGGACCAGAGGCCCUGCACCCGAACCCCGCAGGCUUCCAGGAAAGUGUCUCCGACGUCACCGCCUGCCUUGUGGCCUCCAAGGAAGGUGUCCGGGCCGCGCAGUCCAGUCUGGCCAAGGACCGCUCUCCGAGGAAAAGCUUCGACACAGGAGGAGAAACUCUGCUGUCCGUCCGCCCCGUGGUGCCCAGGGACUUGGGCAAGUCUCUGUCUGUGCAAAACCUGAUCAGGUCGACAGAGGAACUGCAGGUGCAGCUUUCAGGGAGCGAAUCAAGUGGCUCCAGAGGCAGCCAGGAUUUUUACCCCAAGUGGAGGGAAUCCAAAUUGUUUAUAACUGAUGAAGAGGUGGGUCCUGAAGAGACCGAGACGGACACUUUCGAGGCAGAGCCGCAGGCGGCCAGGGCAGCCGCGUGUGCAUCGGACUCUCUGCGGCCCGGCAGGUCGCGGUCAUCUCAGAGCGUCUGUAAGGCCGGAGAAAGUGUAGAUGUCCUCAGCUUGCCGCCCGUCAAGCUGAAAUGAGUCCUUCGUUUUCCUUCUAAGCAUAGCGGUUCUUCAGCCAUACACUUCAUUGCAUGAACUACUCUGAAAGCCCUUCUAAGAGGUUAAACAGUGAGAAUCGGAAAGAACCCGAUCGGUGGUGUGGAAGCCCCUUAUCUUUUAACUGCAUGAAAAUGCAUGUUUAGGGAUGGCUGAAAGUCAGGGUACAGCGACAUGAAGCCCCCCCAUUUAGGGACGUACCUUGAGUUAAGCAUCCUGAGAAACGGAACACUGCUAAUGCCAUGGGGAGUGUGAGAAUGUCAAGAUGAGACCAGUUCGAAGAUCUGAAAGCAGGGAGUAACCACCCUCAGAUUGCAGGAAUUUCUGCUUCGUGAUUAAGUACAAUAUACAUUUCCAAAAUCAGGUCAUAAUGUAUAUUUCAACACAAUGGCUAUCAUCAACAGCUGCUAACAAGGUACCGAGUAAAGCAGAAUUUGGGAAUAGAAAUGGCUGCUUAUAUCAAGAUGCAUUUGCCAGCCCACUCCUACCCGGUCAUUGUAUUAUGGACGUCGUCGGAAUGUCCGUGCGUGCGCUUCCCGUGAGGUGGCGUGUGGCACGCUGCUUUGCACACCACACUCAUGUUGUUCUUUCUGACGAGAAUGUUGUUCAAGUAGCCGAUGUGCAUAUAAUGACCUUCAGGGCCAGUGGGGCAAACAGACUGACUGCUCAGCACCCUGACUCCCUGGGCACUAUUCCCUGUGGCUGAAUCACCUUCACACAUGGGCGACGAGGCACCAACCAGUGGAACAGCCAGUGUGCGGGGGCCAUCCCCCUGCAGCAGAGCCACCCCAGGCCGACACUGCCUGUACAAAGGGGAGUGACUACAAGCUGGUCCCGCUAAGCUGAGGUACAGGCCGGGUCCCCGAGAAUGAGACGUUUGAGUGAGACUGCUGGGGGAGGCUUGGAAUGAAUCCAGACACAACACCAGGAAGCAGGUGACGUUAAAAGAAGACGAUGUCCCCCUCAAAGGGCAAGGAGAGAGAAAAACCAAAAUAAAAGUAUCCGAUUUUUUAGAAAAUGAAUAUUGUAGGGACUCCAACUACCUAAACAUCCCUUAUUCUUAUAUAUAAACAGAGACUUCUGCAAGGUAUUUAUUUUUUAAGAGGCCCUGAAUGGUUUUUGCUAUUAUGUAGUACAUUUUGCACAGGAAAGGCUAAAGCUAAACGUGCUUUACUUUUUAUACUGUCGUGAACGUUCUCCGUUCUCCCCAAGACUGUUGCCCCACAUCUGAAGUUACUGGUCCCGUUUCCUGGUGUAAACAUGCACAGUUAGAGUGCAGGGAAGCCCGGUAGGGCCGCACAUCAGAACACUGGACCUCACAGCAGAGCAGCCAAAAGAGCACGGGAACCAAACCAAAGACGUCGUCGGCCGAGAGCAAGCCAUGCUGCCGGCCCGUCGGAACCAGGGCGGCCCGCUCAGCCCGGCAGAACUUCGGCCAAGGUGAGGAUAACAGAACAGAACCUCAGCUCAGCUCAACUCCAACCCAGAAGGAGUUCAAGAAGCAUAUUCCCCGGGCGUGGUGCUGCCUCCAGGAAAACUCCGCCGGCAGCCAGGAAGACCAGCAGGGGUGUGGAUGGCUGUCCGGAGGCAGGAGGGGACUGACCACCCAAGCCCACCCAGCUCUCUCCUGCAGCCAGCUCCGUCCACCCUGGGCUCCCCCUCUUCUCUUCUUCAUUAGCUGCUCAUCCCUUCCCUGCCUCUGGUUAGAAGUUCACUGGGCCUUAGCCAGCCUCCAUCCCCAAGCAAACCGCCCCUCUCUGCUCCACCUAAAAUGUGCUUCUCGGCCUUUUAAAAUCUCUGCCCCUUUUGAUAAACUCUGAAAUGUUAACAGCUUCAUCUUCUCACCCACCUGGAUUCCCGCGCACUCCCCUGGACAGUGUCAUUCAGAAUCUUCUCGGCUGCUGGAGGCACACGGAACAUAGAGUCUAAAUUUUACACUCCAGUUAGAAAGGUUUUGUCAAGCUUUUAAAGCAAUUGUUUUCAUUUCUGAAAGAAACAGGAUUUUAGUCAAUUAUUAAAUGCUUUUCAUCUACCCAUGUCUCCACUCAACGUGAAGUUGUGAUACAGCCUCCCAAGGAGGUUGUACACAUAGACCACACACACACACACACACACACACACACACACACACACUCCACUGACCUACAGCCAGGUACCCACCCUGCCCUCAGCGGGCUCUCUCCAAAUAUGACUCCAGGAAAAGGUGGGAGGCGGCAGCUUUCAGGGAGCAAUGAUUCUUGGACACGCUCUGUCCUGGGUCAGACCCCACUGGCAGCAGGAAUUCUGAAUGUACUGGGGACCCCUCCUCGGGCCUCCGUGGGCCUCAAACACAGUGCAGUUCAUCCAGCAUUGUUAAAGGCAAAGACACAGAAACAAAACCUCACCACGUCACUGAGGUCUUAACCAUAACAAGACGUGAUGAACCGUGUGGUGAAAAACUCCACUGAAGCCAUGACCAUUUUGUGUCCACCUUACUAGAGCACAGAAAUUCUUGGAUGUUCAGAGAGCUGUAAUGUGUGAGAGCUCUAGGGUUUUGUCUGUUGGGUUACUCUCUGUGUUGCUGAGAGGAGGGUCUCCCAUUUACACUUAGCAAAGCCCCGUUGGUCAACCCCAAAUGGUGUUUUGGGGCACAAGGUAGGAGCCCUGAGUAGCCACGUGCUCCCAGCUCAAGUUCAAUAUGCAGGCUUGAUCGCGCUUACACUUACCUGCAAACACCCCUUCUAGGAGCUAAGGUUUUUGCUACGUCUGAGCUAAAUGUUUGCAUUUUGUUCAACUCAAUGAGUAUCUGUAGAUUGCAACUUUUAUUUAAAGUAAGACACUUUGAGUUUUCAAGUCUUUAUCUCCUGCUCUAAGGUGCCUUUCUCACCUCCCUUUGACUCAGUGAUUCUGAAAGUUCCUAAUUUGCAGGUAAACAGGUCUAGCAGAGGGAAAAUCAGGCACAAAGUGAUUAAGUCUUAUGCCCAUUUGCAAAGCAAAAUAUAAGAAAGGAUGAAACCUUUGCAACUAAGUUAAUGAAUCAUUCAUUCGACCAGUUUGAGAAAAAUGUCAUAAAUAUUAACUUAUCUCCCCAGAAGCUGAUAUUUUUUGCCUUAAACGACUUGGUUGUGUUUUUGUAAAAGAAAUUUAAUUUAAUAUAAUUAUGUGCAUUUAAGUGAGCAGUUCUAAAAGUCAAGUAUGACAAUACAGUUGUCUGUUUCCUGAAAACAAAUAAAUCAGGAAUAUCAUAUCCAUUUCAAGCUAUCAUUAAAAUGUAAUUUCCUUGGCUCUCUUUUACUGAGAUUAUUUGUUUUAAAGUAAAACAUUAAAAAGAUGUCUAUAAA